Messenger RNA from Mizuhopecten yessoensis (Yesso scallop), 2225 nucleotides. RefSeq lists its product as uncharacterized. The record is from RefSeq and is a predicted model, not a curated record. The transcript is spliced from 3 exons. Lineage: Eukaryota; Metazoa; Mollusca; Bivalvia; Pectinida; Pectinidae. The coding region runs from base 57 to 1127 and encodes 356 amino acids.
UGUUGCAAACAACAGGAGCUUGAGUGUUGAAGUGAGAAUGAUAUGUAUAACCAUAGAUGUUUGUAUGCCACAAAAUAAUCCUCAAUUCUCCCCAACGAUGCAGCUCACAGCGUAAUCAUAACAAAGGGCGGGUAACUCCGUCCAGCAAUGUCCCCCCUGAGGAGGAGGGAGAUCAGCCACAGGAAGUUAAGGAGGAGGUUCAGGAGGGGGAGUGCAAUAUUGAGGAGGAGGCGGCUGAGGUUGUUGAUGUGUUUGAUGAGGAGACGGGGUCAAGACAGGCGAGAGGCCCGCCCCCUCUGCCUCAGAGGGACCACACCAGUACCUACACUCCAACAAGGGUAGAUCCCAGGAAUCAGAUAAGGGUGAGCUCGGCUCCUAGGAGCCAGUCAAGAAUGACCCCCGACACCAGGGAACAGGCCCCAACGAACUCUGGCCCCAGGCCCCAGGGAAGAAUAAACCCUGGUCCUCAGGGACAACCAGGUAUGAUCUCUGACUCAAGGAGCAACAGAGGAAUGAACUAUGACUCACCUAAUCAGGGAAGACAGAACGCUAGUCCUCAUAGUGCUCCAAAGAUGAAUGGUACAGUACACAACCAGGCAGUAUCAACCUCUACAAAUAAUACAACUCCCACAAGGGGUAGAGUGGGAUAUUCCAGUGUUCAGGACCGCCCCUUGCCCCACCCCCCAGUCAGUGUUCAGAACUCUCCUGCGGGAAACAGCCGGUCGUUUGUCACCAGUGACAGCAUCAAGAAGCUGUACAGCACUCCUCCAGACAAGCGCUUGUAUGCCACACAGGACGGUAUACGCCGGCUCUACAACCAAGACACCCCACCCAGCAAGGGGGUGUCCACUGGUGGUGUGUCGUCAGUGGGCAUGUCUACGGGGCGAAACCAGAACAUCCUCACCCCACUCUCCCAAAAUAUAAGUUCACAAAACUCUCAAAAUUACAACUAUAAUCAUUCUCCUGACAAAUCUGUACAGUAUGCGAGUUACUCAAGGGCAACCAACCGUGUGGGUGAUGCACGUGUUAACCGGGGCAUGACCACACAGAACAUGAUUGACAAGAGUGUGAUACCUCGGACAGUGUUAGACCCUGGUCAUAACCGUGAUCUGUGGACGGAGAUUUGAGUGCAACUUGGAUCUGAGGCGUCUUAGUGUCUGAAACACGUCAUAUUUCCUCUUGUUUUUCAUUUAAAAUGGACAAAAGAGGAAAAAAGUGUGAUUAGAAGAUAUCAGACGUAAAACCUUUUGAGGAGCAGUUAGUUCCUAUAGGUUCUGUAUAAACACCCUCGCUGUCAGCUGAUCAUGUCCUCAGGCUUUGUCUCUGAUCAAUUUUCAAAUUAAUUUUUCGUAAGCCUUCCAUUGGAAGUACAGACUCGUUGUAUAUGAAGUACUGUCGAAAAUACAGCAUGUCGAAAAUACAGCAUGUCGAAAAUACAGCCUGUCGACAGGUGUCCACUACAUAGUCCACGUGUUUUAACAUACCUCUGGUAAAAUGUUUGUGUUAUCAUAUACAAGGGAAGUAAGUACAUCAGAUAUGAAAUGUUGAAAAGAAGUCUAGAUUAUCUUAGGAUUUUUUUCUUGUGUGUAUUUCAUUUGAUAUAACAUCUAACAGCUAUGCAAUAUGUAUGAAUAUUUCUUUGGUUUAAUUGGAAAUUUAAUUGAGUUUUGUAUAUGACCUGACAACGUUAUCAGGAAUUAUAACCCAGUCUAAGACCAUGUCACCAGACGACUAUGCAUUUUGUCUUGCCAAAUGCACUGUGAUAGAAGUAAUGCUCAUGUAUAUAAUUUCAUUUGACAGCUCUGUAUAGUUAUUUUGCCCAAUAAACCACCAAAUAUUUGUCCUUUAUGAACAAAAAAGGUUUGAAACGUUGCCUGUAUUAGAUAUCUAUAUCUUACAGAUCUGUCUACUGCUUUAGCUUUCUUUAAUGCCAAAGUUAAAAAUAUUAAUUAACACUUUUAAAUUUGUUCCUCCCUCAACAUUUUCCCCAAAUUAAAAUAGUGACUUCAUUACUGGUCAGAUUCAAGUUUGUGCAUUUAUCUACACAAAUGUUCAAAACUCAUCACAUGUGACAUUGUUUACAAGUUUUGAAAAUGACAUAAUUGUAAUUCACCAAAUCAGUGUGUGAUUGUGGCCCCUAGCUUCACUGUUUCCAGGGAUCAAAUUAUUGACCCCUAUUUUCCCUGUCCUCAGGGAUCAAACCAUUGACAUCUAGCUUCCCUGUU